UACUACACAGUUUAAAAAGCCCUCUUUCCUUUCUCUCAACUUUGCUCUAGAAACACUACUCCUGCGGCCAUCAUAAAAGCCUUGAUUGAUAGAAGAACCCCUUCCUCUAACUCCUUUCUUUGUUAAGCCUUUAUGUACAGUGUAAUAAGCUUGUUUUAAUGUUAUACCCACUAAGUUUAAGUAACAGUGAAGAGAGAGUCCUUAUAAUACUAUGAGGACGCCAUGAAGAGCAGGACAGUUGUGUUUAAUGACAGAGAGGAAGAAAGAGAAGGCGGCAGACACAGAGCUUCGUUAAAUAAUAAGAUAGUGCAUAGUCUCAAAUGGGUGGGGAUGAAGGUGGUAGCUGGGGCACAGGCACAGUGCCACCACCAAUUGUGUCUCCUUUGAAUUUACAAAGAGAAGAGCAUUGGAGACAUUUUGAUAACUCUGUCAAUGCUGUUUCUUUUGGGUUCGUAGCUACUGCUAUUCUAAUAUCAAUGUUCCUUGUUAUGGCCAUUUUUGAAAGAUUUCUCAGGCCAAGAUCAUUGUCCUCUUCCUCCUCCUCUGCUGCUAGCACUAGGACUCCCACGGAUCUCGAGGCUAAUGUGGUUCUCCAUUCCAAGCUCGAUUGCCCAUCUCCAAAAAUGACAGUGUAUGCCAAAGGAGUAUCAGUGUUGAUGCCAGGAGAGGAUGUUCCUACUUUCCUUGCACACCCAACUCCUGCACCUUGCUCUCCUGAGCACAUCAUAAAGCCAUUUCAUCAACACAGUCCUUGGCCUCAACUUCAAGCUGAAAACCUAACGUCAUGACAGAAAAUUUAGACAAACGAACUGGAGAAAUGAUUUUUUUUUUUUUUUCAGAACAUUUUCCAUCCUUUUGUCUUCAUCAAUGUGUAGUAUGAGCACCAUUGCUGGUGAAUAUGAUACAUCCCAAUGCCAUUGCUUAUCUCAAGCUCGUAUGUAACGAGGAAGCUGCAUUUCUCUUGUUAAUUCCAUGUUGUAAUUUAUCUGGAAUGUUACACUUUCCAUUGAUAUCAAAUGCAUAUUUUCGUGGGAACUCCUACUGGAUCAAAA
Molecule: messenger RNA, 1052 nt
Organism: Hevea brasiliensis (rubber tree)
Lineage: Eukaryota; Viridiplantae; Streptophyta; Magnoliopsida; Malpighiales; Euphorbiaceae
Exons: 2
Coding region: 321-788 (155 amino acids)
Source: RefSeq, a predicted model, not a curated record